AUGUUCAUAAAACCAGAUUUGAAUAGUUGGAGAAUUAUUCAAGAAACACAAAUGGAUGCCGCCAAGGACGUUCCGUCCGCAGUUCUUAGUGACAUCUACAUGGACCAAUUGCGUCGCAAUGAAACUGGUUCUUACUCCGAGGAGUUUCCUUGGCUAUCACCAUGUGGCCGUGAACGUAAUUAUGUUCGAUGUGAUGAUACUCCAAUCGUAUUUACGCGGCUGAUUGAACCGGAAGCAGGGAAAUUCAAGCUUUGUUACAAUCAUGGCAUUGAUGAUAUGUGUGUGGAUUUCCGACCGGAGAAGAUAUGUGUUCUGGAAACUGGUCGCUUAUACCAUCCUGCACCAGAAAGUGUUGGUGGUUCCGGGCUGAUAAAAUCCUCUCUCGCUAUCGAAUUUUCCUCGCUAUUUUCCUACGAGUCUAGUGAAACUGCGGAAUCAUUGCCCAGUGGCUUCAAUUGGAAAGGAGACGUUUAUCGAUUGACGCAUGAACUUCGUGACCUCCUUGUUUCUGAUCAUAUUACGGAUGAAACUUUCACUGUGUCUCGUCGAGUUUCCCGGAAUGAAAUUUUCGUGGAUGUGGCUGGAUCUUACGAGAGACCACUUAUGUGGCAGUGUAACUUAGUCCGAAAUUUACUAAGGGUCUACAAGAUGGCUGUGAGCCCGCACUUCAACGUGGGCAAAGUGGCUCGGUUACUCCGCGCAUCUUCUACUGCGCUUUGUGGAUCUAAUUUGCGCCUGAAACCCGCGGUACCUUCGAAACGACCUGUGAAGAUUCCUAAAGAAAUCAUGAAGCAUUAUUCGAAGCGUCUUAGUGAAUCUUUGCGUCCCAGCGCAUUCAUGCGCCUAGGAAGACCAUCGGUUAUAUCUGGCUUGUGUCGGUCGACGACGUUUCGUUACCUGCACAAUGGCCCUCCUGAAAAAGUCAGAUGCUUGGUUCGUAAGGCUCACUCCGACGUUAAGAUUCCGAAUUUCGACGCAUAUCGGCGGGAUGACGGUAAAGAUCCGAGCAAGAGGAAAGAUCAAACUGAACGAAGUGGCUUCCACUAUUUCAUGAUGGCUCAGCUUGGUGCAUUUGGUGCCAUUGGAGGAAGAGCAUCUGUUGACAUGUUCGUGAAGUCCAUGAGUGCUUCGGCUGAUGUCGUGGCCUUGGCCAAAAUCGAAGUCAAUUUGGAUUCCAUUCCUGAGGGAAAAAACGUGACUUUCACGUGGAGAGGCAAGCCGUUGUUCGUCAAGCAUCGAACCGAAAAGGAAAUCGAAAGCGCAAGGAAUACUGACGUUUCGAAGCUGCGAGAUCCAGAGAAGGACGAAGACCGAGUUAUUGAUCCUAGGUUUCUUGUUGAAGUCAUUUCAAUAAUGGCGGAAUCGCCGAAAAUGUCGCCGGAAGAUUUGGCGAAGAAAAUGGAUGAGGAGUUCGACGCGUACUUGAACACCUUGGGCGGAAAGGAAUACAAGGAUGGCUGGUCUGAAGAUAACUGGGAAAAAGAAAUGGAGCAACAUCCAGCGUUUGUGACGAAUAUGAAUUUCGAAAAUGGUGAAGUCCCGCCUUUGAUAGAAGCGUUUCAGCAGUUGAAAUUUGGCGCCGAAGACAAUACUCCUAAAGAAUUGGCUGAAAAUUACAAGGAAGAAGGCAACAGACACUUCAAAUUGCAGAAAUACAGAUUCGCCGUGUCUAGCUAUACCGAGGGUUUGAAGCAAAAGUGUGAAGACGACGAAAUAAACGCUGUUCUUCUGGCAAAUCGAGCCGCUGCUCAAUUCAGACUUGGAAAUUACCGCUCUGCAAUUGUGGACUGCGGCAGAGCUGUGAAAUUGUCACCUGGACAUGCAAAGGCAACCAAACGUGGGUUGGAUGCCUGUUUGAAACUGCAAAAAUGGGACGAAGCGUUGGGUUGGCUUCAUCGAAUUCGCACACUACAACCAGAAAAUGAGGAGGAAUUCCAGAAAAUUGAACGGCAAAUCACUGUCGCGAAAAAAACGAAAGCGAGAGACGAACGCAAAGCGGCGCUCUCGAAUCAAAAAAUCGACGCAGAUGCUCAAAGAUUGCAAAAUGAGAUUGCCAAACGUGAUAUUAAAUUUUCAACGGGUCGGAAAGAUGCUGGGCCGAUGAGAUCAGUGAUUUUGAAUCCGGACAAUUCUUUAUCCUGGCCGGCUUUGUUCAUUUACCCGGAACCGAGUGUGACGGAACUUGUGGAAGCGUUUCACGAAGAUUCCAUGCUGAAAGAACAUUUGAUGGAAAUGUUUCUUGAAAAGCCGGAUUGGGACGUUGACAAUAAGUAUUCCUGGGAGACCGUGAACGUUUACUUCGAAGUUUUUGACACCGGUAAAGAUGAGCUUGUGCGGGUGCCGAAACGGAAGCAUUUGCAUGAAAUUCUGGCUCAUCCGAAGUACAAGAUCAAGGAUGGAAUGGCGACGUUUGUAGUGUUCGCGCAAAAUACUGAUUCAGAAAAAUUCUUCCUGUCAAAAUGCAUUGUGCAUGAUUGGUAACGCUCCGUCAUCAAUUUGGAAUCACAAGAAACUGUAAUCCAGAAGAGAUGCUGCGAUUGUUGGAUUGGUUUUUGACGUUUCAUGUCGGAUUUUGUUCGUUGCUUUGAUAGAAUGUGUGUUGCCAAAUAUAUAUAAUCAAUUUCA
Molecule: messenger RNA, 2625 nt
Organism: Notodromas monacha
Lineage: Eukaryota; Metazoa; Arthropoda; Ostracoda; Podocopida; Cyprididae
Source: the annotation of a GenBank genome assembly